Frankliniella occidentalis (western flower thrips) is the source of this 1399-nucleotide messenger RNA. RefSeq lists its product as uncharacterized. Bases 180 to 1364 code for a protein of 394 amino acids. The record is from RefSeq and is a predicted model, not a curated record. Gene Ontology annotation, molecular function: ubiquitin-protein transferase activity; zinc ion binding. The transcript has 6 exons. NCBI's taxonomy places the organism in Eukaryota, Metazoa, Arthropoda, Insecta, Thysanoptera, Thripidae. Gene Ontology annotation, biological process: protein ubiquitination.
CACACCCCGCCACGCCCCGCCCCCACGGUAAGCGCUCGGUGGGGGGUAAAGGCGAUGCGACCCCCCGGGGCCACCGCAGGGGCAGGAGGGGCGCCGCCUCCCGGCCCGCGGGGCACAUGGUGAUGAUUCAGGAUAAAUUACCGUGAGGCCAGAGCGGCGCGGCGGCGCGGUCAAAGGCCAUGGAGGACGACAUUGUCCGAGGCCAGGACGGCCUUGACCCUCGGCCCUAUCGACCUCCAAGUCUAUCCGAAGGCCGAGAAAGUGGCCGCCCCGAGGCUGGAAGGAGAAACACUGAUGAGUCGCCCAGAGUUCUCACCCUCGUCGGCGCGAGCCCUCACCCGAGCAGUUCGAGCACCUCUGCGAACCGCCUCGACUCCGGACAGGACGAGGUGGAUGAGGACGGACACGACAUCGUCCGCGAAGCGCUGCCUGCCGCGGACGAUGUCCUCGAUCUACUGGUUCUCGACGUGGACGAUGAUGACCUCGGCGACGACUUGGACACGUUGGUGUCAGCAAAGUCCACGUUAGAGGAGGCGUCCACAGAGGGGUCAUCGUCCGGAAAGAAAUCGCAGGACGACACCCCAGGAAGCAAUACGCCCGACGUCACGUCCCCGGAACGGGCGGAAAACGCCCCGGCCCCGGCCCGCCCGCCCGAGUACUACAAGGGCCUCGUCAAGCGCCUCGAGCCCUUCGCGCAGCUCGUCGUGGCCGUGGACCCGAGGGACCCCGACGGCCAGAGCCAGAUCCGGGAACGCAUUACCGCCAUCGAGCGCUUCCGAGCCGACAUCAGGGUGUCGCCUCAGGUCGGCGCGGACCAGGCGCCGCCCCUGGCGGACAAGGACAGCGGCCCGCUGUUCUGCCGCAUCUGCCGGGACACGGACGGCCAGGGUGGCGGCGGCAGCCUCGGCGGCAGCGUCCUCGUGGCGCCUUGCCGAUGCCGGGGCUCCGUGGCCAGGGUGCACGUUGGCUGCCUGGAGCGCUGGCUGGCCGAGAGCGACUCUACGUCUUGCGAGCUGUGCGGCCACCUGUACACCACCGUCCGCACGCCCAGCUACAACGUGCUUGCAUCCAUUCCCGCUUGGUUGAUCAGCAACGGAAACUCAGACCUCCUCUUCGACUUCGUGGCGUUCUUGAUCUUUACUCCGGUAGCGCUACUAGGCACUCACUUGGGUCUGAGUGCAGAUGACAGUGCCUACUUUCAGGUGUCACUGAUGGCUGCGAUUGAUCUAGUGUACUCCGCGUGGCUUGCUAUGCGAGUACACUAUCAUGCUAUGCGCUGGUAUUCUUGGUGGCGCCGCAAAUGUACUGUGAAAAUAAUUCUGGACCCAGAAGAGAGCAAGGAUAGACUUACUGAGUCAUCAUAGUCUGUGAUAAAAAUAAACUGACAAACAAAACCAUA